UCGGCCCCGGCUCGCUCGCUCGCUCUGCGCCGGCGGGGGCGCGGGUUCGGGCCGGCCGCGCUGCGCUCUCGCCCGUCCUGCGCCCGGGCCUCCGGGGCCCCGCGGCGGCCGCGCAAGAUGAAGCUGGCCCUGCUCCUGCCCUGGGCGUGCUGCUGCCUCUGCGGCUCGGCGCUGGCCACCGGCUUCCUCUACCCCUUCCCGGCCGCAGCCCUGCCGCAGCACGGCUACCCCGAGCCGGCCGCCGGCUCCCCGGGCAGCGGCUACGCGGGCCGCCGGCACUGGUGCCAUCACACGGUGACGCGGACGGUGUCCUGCCAGGUGCAGAACGGCUCGGAGACAGUGGUCCAGCGCGUCUACCAGAGCUGCCGGUGGCCCGGGCCCUGCGCCAACCUUGUGAGUUACAGGACUCUGAUCAGACCCACAUACAGAGUGUCCUACCGCACCGUGACGGCGCUGGAGUGGAGGUGCUGCCCUGGCUUCACCGGGAGCAACUGUGACGAGGAAUGCAUGAACUGUACCCGGCUCAGCGACAUGAGUGAGCGGCUGACCACGCUGGAGGCCAAGGUUCUCCUGCUGGAAGCUGCAGAACGGCCCUCAGGCCCGGACAACGACCUGCCGGUGCCCCAGAGCAGCCCACCGCCCUGGAACGAGGAUUUCCUCCCAGAUGCCAUCCCCCUCGCCCACCCGGGGCCCCAAAGGAGAAGACCCACAGGCCCAGCCGGGCCCCCAGGGCAGACGGGACCACCAGGGCCUGCAGGCCCCCCAGGCUCCAAAGGUGACCGGGGCCAGGCGGGAGAGAAGGGCCCAGCGGGGCCUCCGGGCCUCUUGGGGCCGCCAGGGCCCCGCGGGCUUCCUGGAGAGAUGGGGCGCCCUGGCCCCCCUGGCCCCCCUGGCCCGGCAGGCAGCCCUGGCCUCCCUCCAGGUGGCCCCCAAGGCGUCCUCUACUCCCUGCAGCCGCCCACCGACAAGGACAAUGGGGACGCGCAGCUGGCCUCUGCUGCUGUGGACACCGUGCUGGCAGGCGUCCCGGGGCCCCGGGGCCCCCCAGGUCCUCCAGGUCCCCCUGGACCACUCGGUCCCCCAGGACCCCCAGGUGUGCCUGGAUCCCAGGGUCCGGCUGGAGAGCGGCCCGAGCCGGGGCCCACAGUGGCGGGCGAGCCUGGUGGGAAGGCUGAGGAAGGGGAGAAAGCCGCCGCCGAGGGCGAGGGGGUCCAGCAGCUGCGGGAGGCCCUGAAGAUCCUGGCGGAGAGAGUCCUCAUCCUGGAGCACAUGAUUGGGAUCCACGAUCCCCUGGCGUCCCCUGAGGGGGGCUCCGGCCAGGACGCCGCCCUGAGGGCCAGCCUCAAGAUGAAGCGGGGUGGCCCACCCCCCGACGGCUCACUGGCCGCCCUGCUCGGCCCCGACCCUGGGCAGAAGAGCGCGGGCCGGGCCAGCAGCAGGCAGUAGGGCCAGCUCUCCAGGACAAGCCCGGCCCCUAGAGCCCCAGCCCAAGAGCCCCAGCCCGAGGCCUGUGCCACUGCCGGCUCCUGAGGGCACCCCCAGUGGGCCAGGGCUCCAGGUGGACGACGAUGAGGGACACUGGCUCCUGAGGCCUGGAGACCUUGGGGACAGAUGGCAUCUCCAGGGGCAGGGUCCAGAGGGGCCCAGCACGCUUGGCAGAGCCCUGCCCCAGUCCCUGCCCCCUACGCCCCCUCCCUGCAGGAGCUGGGGUCCGGGUGGGCGGAGAGCGUGGGAAUAAUCGUAAUCCCCGUCAUUUCCUGAGUCCCUGCUAGGCGGGCGCCUGUCCAGGGGCUGGCCCCACAUUGUCUCAUUUAGCCCUUAGAUAGGCUUAUUGUCCCCGCCUGCUGGGGGAACAACGGAGGCUUGGAGAGGAUGAGUGACCCGCCCCAGACCACCGGACCGUGGGCGGCUGGGGCAGGAUUUGAACCCAGGCCUCUCCCUUCCGAACUCUCCACCCAGCCAGCUUACCCUCUUCACGGGGAAACUCGGCCAGCGCGGGCGCAGGGCUGGCGAGACUGGACCGGCCGGCGGGUGGGGAGGAGGGUGGGGAGGAGGGUGGGGAGGAGGGUGGGCCCUCCCCAGCACCCCGAGACUGCAUGCGCGGCACCUGGGCCACCUUCCGUGACGGCCCUCCCCGGGCUCGGGGUCUGCUCCGAGGGCUGGCAGCGUCUGGGCCUGUAUCUGCUCCUGGAGGCCAGGAAGGCCUUGAAUAAAGCCACGACAGUCACAUGGACUUGGGGACCGUGAAAGAGGAGCCCUGGGGUGCAGGGGCCCUCAAACCGUGUUGGCAUGGCCACCACAGCAUCCCAGUCUCUUUGAGCCCACCCGCCCCCAGGCCCCCGUCCCCGGAGCCGGGAGGAGGCAAGAUUGAAUGGAAUGCGCAUCCUCCAGGGGCCACCACAUGCCCCCUCGCAGGCUCCUGGGAAUCUGUAGGCUUGGCCAUUUCUGCCACACGGCAAGUCCUGUGUCCCCUUGACACAGAGGAAGGAGGGCUGUCUAUGUCCCAGGCCCUGGUGGGGAGAGACGCCCCUGCCCUCAGGGCUGCGAGCCCAGGCGGGCCCCCCAGCAGACGCCCGGAGCAGCUCAGACCCAGCCAUCUGGGCCACUCAGGCCUCUCAGGCCUUGGGUCCCCUGUGACCUGGACCAGCCCUGGUGCUGCUCCCUCGCUGGGCCUCACAGGUGCUGGCGCCCCCCGGGCAUGUGUCCCCUCAGGAGAAGUGAUGGUCCCCAGAGCCCUGGGUGCUCCUGGGCAGCUGUGGCCUGGUCCCUGGCCCCUGGUAACCUCUCUCUGCCCUCGAGGCCCUGACUGCCCCUCAUGAGGCAGGGCUGGCCCUAGGGCCGAGGUGUGGCCUCCCGCAGGCCUGCUGUUACAGAGGGGCAGUCGGAAGUGGACAGGACGUCUGUAAGACUCUGACA
Messenger RNA from Equus quagga, 2916 nucleotides. RefSeq names its product collagen type XXVI alpha 1 chain (gene COL26A1). NCBI's taxonomy places the organism in Eukaryota, Metazoa, Chordata, Mammalia, Perissodactyla, Equidae. The record is from RefSeq and is a predicted model, not a curated record. Bases 118 to 1446 code for a protein of 442 amino acids. Gene Ontology annotation, molecular function: protein binding. The transcript has 13 exons.